CACUUUUGAAAAAUUAUAAGAAUUUAUUUGGAUGAAAAAACACAUGCGAUCGAUCUCUCCUUUCGUGACAAGAUGAUGGAUGAUCAUGGUUCAAAAAGAAAGAAGAAGAAGAAGAGAGGAAAAAGCUUGAUCUUCAAGAACUUUUUCAAACCUGCGACCCCCGGCGACGAUUCUUCUUCCGGCAGCGGACGGAAGGCUUUGGCCUCCGAUGAUAAUUUAAUAUAUUGUGAUGUCUCCGGCAAUUGUAUUGAUCCAGACAUCAAGAAAUCAUCUUCUUCCCGCAUGUCUCGUAUUUUUAAAGCCGUUUUGUUUGAUACAGCUGUGAAGAAGAAGAUUCAUGGGAAUGAUUCAUCAGAAACUCCAAAUGAAUCGCAAAGUUCAUCACCUGUACGAGAUGAUAAAAUCGAGGAUAUCCAAAAAAUUCAAAAAAUCGAGAAGAUCGACGACUCAAUCAAUGUGAAAAAAUCUGACGUCGUGAAAAUCGAUAAAAUUGAGAAGAACGAUGGCAACCCAAUCAAUGAGAUUGAGAAGAAUUCCAAUUCAGAGGUAGAUCGUUCCAUUCAAUUACCUUUGCCAUCAAAACCUGUUGAAACUCCGGUGCCUUCAUCGACGAUCACCACCGGUUCACAAACGUUGACCGAGAGAAAAGUAAACGCAAUCGAUAAGAAACCACCGCUUCCGUCAAAUCCACGACCAUCGGCGAAACCAAUUCCGGCGGAAGAAAGCAAACAAGUUACUUCAAACAAUCCACCAUUGUUUAUCCUUGUGGGCUUUCUGGUAGUGGUCGUGGUUCUAUGGAAGAUUUAUGCAGCCAUUACCGGUGGGUCUUCGGAUGUGGCUAUCGUCGGAGACGAGUUGUAAUCAUUAUGUGUCGUUAACGUUUCUGCCAUAUGAAUACAUAGGUACAUGAAGUAAUACAUCAUGGUGCAAUAUAUAGUAUAAUCAAAAGUGCAACGAUCAUAACAAAUUCAUAUUAGGUUAUAGGUUAUAGAUGAUUAGUAUUUUUUUUUUAGAACUAGAAGGGAUUCAUGCACAUUGCGUGGGGCGGAAGGUGUUCAUUUUGUGUGUAUGCCCAUCUGUUUCAUACAUUGUUACUAUCUGAAGUACAUUGUCUAAAUUGGUUUCCAC
This is a messenger RNA of Lactuca virosa, 1128 nucleotides long. Lineage: Eukaryota; Viridiplantae; Streptophyta; Magnoliopsida; Asterales; Asteraceae. The record is from the annotation of a GenBank genome assembly.